UGAUAAUGAAAUAAGGUGACUCAUAAAAAAGAUCAGGAACAGUUUAGGUUCUUCGAAAGUACCUCUUUAAAGUUACUAAGUGACCGGUAUUUGUAGAAACAAUGAAGUCUUGGGUUGGGUAGGCCGCUCUUCCACCACAAAGGGAGGGAGCCACACGACCCCUUCCGAGGGGCGGCAGCAGAAAACAACAGAGGGAGUUUCUUCUUUCCGGUGGGCCAGCGACCAUAGAGGGUCGCUCCGCCAUCUUCCUAGAGCGACUGCUGCAGCGCGGAAGACCAGCGUGGCCCCUACUUCCGGCGACGCGAGGGCCGCCGAGCGAGGGAACGAGGGCGGUGGCCUGCCCGGCGCGAAAAUUCUGAGCUGUAUAGCUCUAGAAAGAGAAACAUUAAUUCAGAAGAAGACAGUAGACUCUCAAGAAUAUAUUUGACUCUUCACCAUGCGGUUAGGAAAACCUAAGGGAGGUAUUUCUCGGCGCUCAAGCCAAGGAAAAAGCUCUGAGAACCAGCGCAAAACAGGCCGGCAGCGGCAGAAAUGGGGCAUGACCAUUCGGUUUGAUUCAAGCUUGAGUAGACUGAGAAGAAGCUUGGAUAAGAAGCCCUAUAAAUGUACUGAAUGUGAAAAGAGUUUCAGUCAGAGCUCUACUCUUUUUCAACACCAGAAGAUCCAUACUGGAAAGAAAUCCCAUAAAUGUGUUGAUUGUGGGAAAAGUUUCUUUCAGAGUUCUAAUCUCAUUCAGCAUCGACGGAUCCAUACGGGGGAAAAGCCCUAUAAGUGUGAUGAGUGUGGAGAAAGGUUUAAACAGAGCUCAAAUCUCAUUCAGCACCAGAGAAUUCAUACUGGAGAAAAGCCCUAUCAGUGUGAUGAAUGUGGCCGAUGUUUCAGCCAGAGUUCCCACCUUAUUCAGCAUCAGAGAACCCACACAGGGGAGAAGCCCUACCAGUGCAGUGAAUGUGGCAAAUGCUUCAGCCAGAGCUCUCAUCUUCGGCAGCACAUGAAGGUGCACAAAGAAGAGAAACCUCGCAAAACCCGAGGCAAAAAUAUGAGGGCCAAAACUCACGUAGUAUCGUCUUGGAAAGCUGGUAUAGGAAGGAAGUCAGUGGCUGGUCUCCGCUAAGUAAAAGGCACUGCUUCAGCUCUCUUUAAAUAAUAAUAAUAAUAAUAAAAGCUGUCUCUUUUAGAACUGGAGAUAACUUUAUAAUAGAGCACUUAAAUAUUUUAUCCUUUCCUAGCAUGGAGAUGUCGGGAGUUUAAUGCUAUUGGACUGAAAGAAAUUACGUGAGUCCAGCUGUCCUCAUUUCUUUGUUAUGUAACCUAAGAGUACAAAGAACUAAAAAUAUGUUUUGAGAGCAUAUAAGAUCCUUGACCUCAUUUGAAAUUGUUUCCUGCGUCAUUUUGACAAUAACAAUCAUGUUUAAUGACACGUGUGUAAAAGGGCAGGAAUUCUGAUGACUACUUGGUUUUAGGACUUUCUCUUGAAGGAGUAAUUAAAAGGAAAAAGAACUUAAUUCCAUUGGUUUUGGAGUUCUGCAACAGAUGAGAAGAUUUUAUGUUUGUAAAGUUGUAGCGUAUUAAUCAUUGGUUUGUAAGUAUGACUCAAGAUUCAACAUACUAAAAUGUAUUCAUGUUCACAGAUUUUUUAGUCAACAGGGCACAUCACUUUAUAUUAGCUUUCUUUUAUACCUUCUGCUUAUGGACAGUUGUUAAUUAAAGGAGUAGCAUUUCCCUGUUUUUCACCAAAUUCUUAGUAAGAGAUACUUUAGAAGUCAAAGUGAAAACUGAAUUAGAUCACAAGUCUCUUCCUACUAGUACCGUUCUUUGUGAUGGUUACACUGUGUCAGUUGUUUUCCAGAAGUUAGGAUGGAUUUAUGUUGAUCCAUUCCUGGGCCUUUGACUUCUUUUGGCAUUCUCAUGUGCUCUGAUAAACUGAGCUAGCGUUUUAGAUCUACAUGAAUAAAUAAUUAAACCAUGUUUUACCAAAACAAUCUCAACUGGCUAAUUAAAAGUCUACAAUUUACAUACCUCCCUGCCUUCCCCUUUGAGAACUGGUAACCCUGAUUAUCUUAAAUGUUUGUCCAAUAGCAAAAGUCAUUUAAUUUAAAUGUCAGUGCAUUGUAGCUCAAUGUGUAGAUUUGGAAAUCUAAAUUAACCUUUUGUGAGUUAUAUGAAUUAUUUACAAAGUCUAACAAACAUAUUUAUUAGCUUCCUUCGGAACAGUACUAAGUGUCAGACAUCCUGAUCAGCCUUCAGCUCAGGUUUUAAUUUCUAUUGAAUGCUAACAUUCUUCUGAUUUUUUUUUUUUGUAUCUUUUAUAAUCAUGCUAGUUUCUAUUGUAUUAAUGACAGUUACUCAUAAAAAAAUUUUUUUAAUGGAAUAUUCUGUUUAUUUUUCUCCUGGGAAAUUGUUUUAAUGAUUUAGACAACAUCUAAAAUCACAGCUUUUGGAAGAAGCACUUGUUUUGCCUGUUUUUGAUUUCCUCAAACUUGAACUUUGCCUCCCGCCUGGCCUUGCACUGAGUGCAGGGUCAUAGAAGAUGGCCUUGUUGACAAUAGUUUCAUCCAGCAGAAUGUCCACAGAGAGUUUUGUGAGUAUGAGGUGAUUGCAGUUACCUUUUUUUUUUACAGCACACUUGAUCUUUGACCGCUUAGCAAGUGUCCUGUUCAUUGCAGCCAAGUUACUUUGUAGCAGGUGUGUGGCUAUGGGGCCAUUUUCAACAUCUACCGUCAGUGUUAUUUAUAGCAGUUUUGUGUCUGGAGUAACUUCUGACUGGGACCAACACCACUAUGGGGACAGAGUCCCAUAGAGCAGUUUCCAGGCUCUCGGCCUCACGUGGAAUGGUGCUGGCUCGGGUAGUAGAUGGCUGUCAGCGGUGGUUAAUUGACCAUCAGCUGUUACCAGUUAGUCAAUUAGCCCCAUUGUAACUGCUGCGGCUGCGUUGGUUGAUCAGUUGGUAGGUUUGCAGGCAGAGAAGCGGACAGCAGGUUGCAGGUUGUGUGUCUCCAGCCUCCAGUUAGACUAUAGUGGUAUGACUCCCCUACCUGUGGCUCCGUGAGUGUUCCUUUUUGGCCUAGCCAUAUCCUGCGUUCUUAUGUGGGGAGCAGGACUAGAGACCCUGUAGGCCGCCUUGCACGACAAAUAGGCAGUGAACAGGGUCUCCCGCACGACAACCACUUUCUUAAAUUUGAUGAGUUUUACAACUUUGACAGCAACCACAGGGCCCUGCAACAGAAAGACCUAAAAAUUGUUAGAUUUCAUAGUUUAAAUUUUUAUCCUGAGUAGACUUAUAUAUUUGCUAUAAAAAAGAAAGCAAAUACUCCUCAGAUUUUCAUGUAUUCCCAGUUUGGCUAUGGUUUACAUUUCUUCUUAGAACCCUAAAACUGGGAGCAAAUAGGUCAUAACAUUUAUGGUAGCCUUCUUUAAUAACUAACAUGGCACUGCAGCCUUUUGCUCCUUUUAUGAGCAUCUUAGGAGGAAGAGAAGUCACAGGUGCUUUAAAUUAAUGAGCUAAUGACAGUGUUCCACUACUAGAAACUGAGUAACAGUAGAAUGUGAGUCUGGUAGGCACUGCCUCUUUGAAAAUAUGCUGCCCCUCAAUACUCUGAUGAAUUUCCACCAUAACUCAGGUUUACCAACUGAGUUAUGGCCCAGUCCUUAUACAAGCUCUGGAUGUUUUAUUGGUGAGAGGGGGAGUAUGGGGGGAAGCUCCAAAAUAAUUUUUUUUAAAAUACUGAUAAAAUUUCUUCCACCCUACACCAACGAAUAAGAUGUGUUGUUAAACAUCCUUGGCUUCUGGUGGCUGGUUAGUCCAGUGGGUUAGAGCGUGGUGCUCUUAACAACAAGGAUGCUGGUUCGAUCCCCACAUGGGCCACUGUGAGCUGCACCCUCAACUAGACUGAAACAACUACUUGACUUGGAGCAAACACACUUAAAAGUUUAAAAAAAAAAUGCUUGGCUUCUACAUUCUUUUUUAUUUACUCAAUCAUUUAAUAAGAUUAGUCAAAGUAGAACUGAUCAAGGUAGCCUUAGCUUAAAGGAACUUAGGAUAGGCGAGUCAUCAAGUAGAGGAGUUGGAAAACUAGAAACAAGUAAAGCAAACAGGAUCCUGUAAGAGCACUGAGGAGGGACCUCUUACCCAGAGUGCCAGUUUCAGAGUGCAUCAAAAUCACCUGGACGGCUUAUCAAAUUAUGGGUCUCCUCCCAUAAUUGCUUAUUCAGUAGGUCUGGGCUGUAGCUGGGCAUUGACGUUUCUAACGAGCUCCCAGGUAAUGGCGACAUGCUGGUCCAGGAUGCACUUUGAGAACCACUGCUAUGAUGUGCUCACGUAAAAUGGUGUCUUAAGUCAGAUAUAUACAUAAUACUAAUCUUUGAUAAGGGUAGGCAGGAUUUAAUGAUGAAGACUUUGGGCCCUGGGGUCUACCUACUUAGGUUUACAUCAUGGUUACCUAGUAAUUGGACAACUUGAAUUUUGGUUUUAAUUAAAUUGGAGAAGAUUCCUGUGGUUGAGUUGUGGAGGGUAUUAAAUGAAGUAAUGCAGGUAGAGAGCUUAGCAUAAAGCCUGGGACAUUGCUGAGAAUUUACUGAUUAACUUAGGUCUCCAAAGGCAGAGAAGCUAUUGAAUCAAAUCUGAAAUUGUCAGUGACAAAAGUAUAACUCCCAUAAAUUUAAACAUGAGUUUUUGUUUGUUUUUUGGCUGACUUGGGACUCUUGGAGAGAAAGGAUACCUCUAAAGGGAAGAACCAUCUAAUAAAUUUCUAAGGGAAAUUUUAGAACCUGUAUGAAUUUUAUGACAGGUAAUAGGAGUACCUCUUCAAAAUAGAAGUACAUAACCACAAACUAUUCCCCAUGUUAGUGAGGCAAAGUAAUUUCAUUUUGUUGAAGUAAAUGUCUGUCGAGCACUGGCCAUGUAUAAAAGACUGGUAGGAAAGUGAAUUACGUUUUUUAAAAAGGUGAUUACAGUGUGAUUGCUUUUCAAAAUGGAAGAAUUUACAUCUGGUACAGGGAAGAAGGAAGGGUCCUUGAAAGGGAUGACAUUUAUACUAGGGAAUAGAAACCCAAAAGGCUGUAGAGGCCAGCAGCCAAUGAGAUGAGUGCGUGAGAAGUGAGGAGUUCUGAAAACCACAGUGCACCUGCCCGUUGAAAGGACAACCCUGACUGUCAGCCAAUCACUGCCAUGCAGAGAUUCAGACCCAGAUAAUGCCAGUUCUUUUGAUUUUUCAAGAGAAACGAGAAAUCUAGAUUUUAAAAGACAACCCUCUUACUAGCUUGCCACACCUGAACUAGCUUUUUAAGGAUGUAAAGGCUCUGUGUGUUAUCUGCAUGGGAGUGGGGGGAAGAAAGGAGGAGAGAGGCAGAGGUACAUGAUGGAGUGGAAGCUGCAAAGCACAGAAGAAUCUCAGCACAGCAGCAAGUAGAUGCCUUAUGGACAUUCCAGUUUCAUCCAAGAGUUGCGGAAGGCGAGGCUGGAAUGGGCCUCAGGAGAGCCUUAAGAAACAGCAACCUUUGAUAAGAUGAAAGUUUUUAGAGCAUAGGUUAAAAGACAAUGAGUCAGUGAAAAAUAACCAUGUUACUAGAAGAAAAACUACCCCAGAACAGACCCAAUUGGCUAAUUGGACCUCCUGCCCCGGGCUUCAAGUCUUACCUCCUUCCAUUCCCUGCCCCACACUGAAGGACUGCAACUCCGCACUGCUCUGGAACUUUGCUGAUUCUGCUUCGACCAAUAUCUAUUCUGAGAGUUAGGCCUCCAAGAGGUUGACCUUGAAAUUGAUAAAUGUUGCGGCUGAAAGAUGAGAAAAUAUAACUUAACUAUAAAACACAGUUCUUAGUUGCAUUCCUUGUGGUAAAACCAAAUACAAGUAGAAUCAUUACAAAUUUCGUUUAAAGGAAGAGCAUCUAAUGAAGUGAUGGGGGUUUGGGAUUGUCUUCCAGAGGAAACAGUAUGUUGGGUGAGCAAAAACCCAAGUGCUCCCCCACAUUUCCCAGAACCCUUAUAGUCAGGUGAGAAAACAGUUCUGGCCAUUUGUAAGCAAAAGUAACACUUUUAAAAGUCAUUGGGUGAUUCUCCAUGCUCCCACUACCCAUAAUGGAAGGGUCAUUCCAGAUAGUUCCUGAGCCCCUUGCCAACCUGCACAAAAUCAAU
Messenger RNA from Rhinolophus ferrumequinum (greater horseshoe bat), 6133 nucleotides. RefSeq names its product zinc finger protein 22 (gene ZNF22). The coding region runs from base 437 to 1114 and encodes 225 amino acids. NCBI's taxonomy places the organism in Eukaryota, Metazoa, Chordata, Mammalia, Chiroptera, Rhinolophidae. The record is from RefSeq and is a predicted model, not a curated record. The transcript is spliced from 2 exons.